GAAACUUAGAUUUGUUUCUGACCACUGAUAACGGCGCGCAACCAAUAGUGGGUCGUCGCGCGUGGUUGUUUUGUUAGUCCUUUUUUGGUAGUUUCGUUUCACUAUGAACGGGAAAAAUGGGGCUGGUGAUAAAAAUGAGUGUUCCCCUGGCACAUCAUGUGAGUCUAACACCGAAUCGUCAGAUAUGACUUCAAAGGACUACUAUUUUGACUCGUACGCGCAUUUCGGAAUUCAUGAGGAAAUGUUAAAGGAUGAAAUCAGAACACUCACCUAUCGCAGUGCUUUAAUUCACAACAAACACCUCGUAAGAGAUAAGGUAGUGCUUGAUGUUGGUUGUGGGACUGCCAUCCUCUGUUUGUUUGCAAUUAAAGCUGGAGCCAAACAUGCUAUUGGAAUUGAUUGUUCCAACAUCAUUGACCGGGCAAUGGAAGUCGUGCGAGCUAACAAUAUGGCGGACCGUAUCACUCUGAUCAAAGGUAAAGUAGAAGAAGUGGAACUACCUCCGGAGUACCCCAAGGUCGAUAUAGUCAUAAGUGAAUGGAUGGGUUAUUGUCUUUUUUACGAGUCAAUGUUGAAUACUGUUAUUUAUGCCAGAGACAAAUGGUUGGCACCUGGUGGCAUAAUUAUGCCUGAUCGUGCAACCCUGUAUGUGUGCGCUAUCGAAGAUAGACAGUACAAAGAUGAAAAAAUCAACUGGUGGGACAGCGUGUACGGCUUUGACAUGAGUUGUAUAAGAAAAGUUGCACUUACAGAACCUUUGGUUGAUGUUGUUGAUCCUAACCAAGUUGUGACUAAUUGCUGUUUAGUCAAGGAAGUGGACAUGUAUACCAUCACGGUUCCCGAAUUGACAUUCAGUGCACCAUUUACACUUACCUGCAAAAGGAAUGAUUAUAUUCAAGCCUUGGUUACGUUUUUCAACAUAGACUUCACUUCUUGCCAUAAACCUACAGGAUUUUCAACAGGUCCUGAUGAGCGCCGCUACACACAUUGGAAACAAACAGUUUUUUAUCUCGAUAAUGGCGACGAUGACUGUCUAACUGUCAAGAAAGGAGAACAUAUCAACGGUGUGAUGUCUAUUAAACCGAAUGAACGAAAUAACGUGAGUUGAUUUAAUUUUAGAUUAUAACUGUUAAUGUUAUUUUUCUGAGUCCCGUAGUAUUGUACCUCCAUCAAACAAUGCGUCACACUUGUAUAUUUUUCAACAUCAUCAGGAAAUAGUGAACAGAUUUAUUCAGCAUUAUCGAUCAUAAUAUAAUUUCUGAUGAUUUCAUAUUCAUUCUGAUUCAGUGUGCUUAUGAUGUCUGAUUUACUGUGGACUAGAAAGGGUUUGAAAUAAUAAUGUACUGAAGAUACUUUUCAACGUAUAAUGAAAUAUUUCACUACAUGUAUCAAUAGUCACUUCAAAACCGAACAAUAGUGCUUAUCUAACAAGUAAGAUGUAUAAGCAGAUAAAUGAAAUAAACAAUUCACACUGCUACAGUUGAUUCUCUAUUCACUUUAUACUUGUCAUACUUACUGUCUAAUAUUUUUGUUUGUGGUAAGCUCAAAAAUGCCAUUCGUCAAGGGGGAAUUGUUUUGCUUGUUUAUUCCUUAUUGUAGCGUGAUCUUGAUAUCAACAUCAAAGUAGAAUUCGUAGGAGAACUUUCGUCGAUCGACAAAAUGUUUAACUAUCGUAUGCGCUGAUUUGUCGCCCAAGAUGGUUUGAAUUGGAUCGUAAUCAAAACUUAAAAGAUCUAAUUUCAAAAUCCUUGCCUUCAAUGUAUAACCUCAUUUUGAACAGCAUUUAAUUGUUUUAAUCCGCUAGAUUUAUCAGGGCAUUUUCUUCGCUCUUAUGAAUUCGUUUCCCUGUGUGCGUGUAUUAUUCCGUAUUACUUUGUUUUUAUGGUGGAUUUUUCAAUAAAAUAGAUAAAUGACUUUCGUUACGUCUCAUUUCAUGUAGAAAACCGAGCAUUCUUUUUUGUACCAUACGCGUAUUUGUUGUAACAUGCAAUACGACAGGUUGUGUAGUGUUCUGGACACUUCAACGUAAGAUAAAAUUCGUCCCUUAGUUAUUAUUAGUAUGACAUAACGCGUAGCGUUAUUUAUGUAUAUGUAUGCGAAUGUGAUAUGGCUUAAGUUAUUACUGUUUCCUUCAAAAUUACCCAAGGCGAUGCUAUGUUGGCUGCUAGCAGGCACUGUAAUUUACUAAGCCUUUGA
Molecule: messenger RNA, 2196 nt
Organism: Schistosoma mattheei
Lineage: Eukaryota; Metazoa; Platyhelminthes; Trematoda; Strigeidida; Schistosomatidae
Source: the annotation of a GenBank genome assembly